Messenger RNA from Pyricularia grisea, 705 nucleotides. RefSeq lists its product as uncharacterized. NCBI's taxonomy places the organism in Eukaryota, Fungi, Ascomycota, Sordariomycetes, Magnaporthales, Pyriculariaceae. Gene Ontology annotation, molecular function: flavin adenine dinucleotide binding; acyl-CoA dehydrogenase activity. The transcript is spliced from 3 exons. The record is from RefSeq and is a predicted model, not a curated record. The coding region runs from base 1 to 705 and encodes 234 amino acids.
AUGGCCUCGAUAGCCCACACUACGACGAGUCGCAGCGAAAGUUCCAGAAGUACUUGCGCGAAGUGGGAGGCGUCGGGGGAGGCGCCCCGGGAAGUCCGAGAGCGGUUCAGUACCGACCGCGGAAACCAGCGUACUGUCGCGGGCAUCCCGUAUAAGCGGCUCGACGCAUUCCACGAUAUGAUCCUCAUGGGCGAGAUGCCGCGUCUGCCAAGCGAUGUGGCCGGGGCGCCGACGUUGGACCUCCCGUCAAUAAUCCACUGCGGCACCGACGAGCAGAAGCACCGCUGGCUGCCGGGUCUCUUUUCCUGGCAGACGAGCUUCUGUCUGGCCAUCACGGAGCCCACUGCAGGUUCUGAUGUGGGUGCCAAUCGCGCCACCCCCACCAACAGCAGCAGCCGGUCCGACAGAUGGAAGAAAGCCUCACGACUACCAUCCCGGUCCGAAAUCCCGCUCCUCGUCGUCUCGCUUGAUUCCCCCGGCAACUCGAUGCGCAAGACCCACAACACCGGCCACAACGGCAGCGGAUCAUCUUGGGUCGAGUUCGGGACGUGCGAGUCCCCGUCGGCAACCUCCUUGGCCCGGAGGACCGCUGGUUCCCUAUCAUCAUACCGCAACUUCAACAAGGAGCGUUUCAUUCUGACGGUGUAUUGCAACCGACAGGCGCUGCGGUACACGCAUGACCAUGAUGUAGCGGAUGCAGUGUGA